Capronia coronata CBS 617.96 is the source of this 1131-nucleotide messenger RNA. Its product is annotated as pyruvate dehydrogenase E1 component subunit beta. Bases 1 to 1131 code for a protein of 376 amino acids. The transcript has 4 exons. Gene Ontology annotation, biological process: pyruvate decarboxylation to acetyl-CoA. Gene Ontology annotation, molecular function: pyruvate dehydrogenase (acetyl-transferring) activity. The record is from RefSeq and is a predicted model, not a curated record. NCBI's taxonomy places the organism in Eukaryota, Fungi, Ascomycota, Eurotiomycetes, Chaetothyriales, Herpotrichiellaceae.
AUGUCGGUCUCUCGAUUGAUCAGACCUGCCUCGAGGCUUCUGUCGCAGCGCUCAGCAAUUCCGUCCUCAAUACGCCCAUCUCUCCGCCGAGUCGCGCCAGUCUCUGUACCUGUGAUCAGAGGAUAUGCUUCGGAGGCGAAGCAAACGUUCACGGUUCGAGAUGCUCUGCACGAGGCUCUCUCCGAAGAGCUUGAAGCCAACGAGAAGGUGUUCAUCUUGGGAGAAGAGGUUGCUCAAUACAAUGGCGCAUACAAGGUCACGAAGGGACUUCUGGAUCGUUUCGGACCCAAGAGAGUGAUUGAUACCCCUAUCACCGAGUCAGGCUUCUGCGGGUUGGCCGUCGGUGCGGCAUUGGCUGGUCUGAAUCCUGUUUGCGAGUUUAUGACGUGGAACUUUGCUAUGCAGGCAAUCGAUCAAAUCAUCAACUCGGCAGCAAAAACACAUUAUAUGUCUGGCGGUAUUCAGCCAUGCCCAAUCGUCUUCCGAGGUCCCAACGGUUUCGCUGCCGGUGUUGCAGCCCAGCACUCGCAAGACUACUCAGCCUGGUACGGAAGUAUCCCAGGCUUGAAGGUGGUCGCGCCCUACAGCGCGGAGGACGCCAAAGGUCUCCUGAAAGCUGCUAUUCGCGACCCCAACCCGGUGGUGGUAUUGGAGAAUGAGCUGCUUUAUGGCCAAGCAUUCCCCAUGAGUGCGGAGGCGCAGAGGAACGAUUUCGUCAUUCCCUUCGGCAAGGCCAAGAUUGAACGACCAGGAAAGGAUUUGACCAUCGUCACACUCUCUCGCUGUGUCGGUCUGUCGCUCGAUGCUGCCGAACAGCUGAAAAAGAAAUACGGCGUGGAGGCCGAGGUGAUCAAUCUGCGCUCGAUCAAGCCCAUGGACGUGGAGGCCAUCAUCAAGUCAGUCAAGAAGACCGGUCAUCUCCUGGCGGUGGAGUCGGGAUUCCCAUCCUUCGGGGUCUCGUCAGAGAUUCUUGCCUUGGGUUGCGAAUAUGCUUUCGACUAUUUCCAGGCUCCUCCCGCGCGUGUGACUGGUGCUGAGGUGCCCACACCGUACGCCGCGAAGCUGGAAGAGAUGGCCUUCCCUCAAGUGGAAACCAUCACCAACUACGCAGCGAAGCUACUGAGAGUGUAG